AUUUCUACAAACUUAAUGAAGCUAACAGCUGGACGUAUGCAGAGGUUGUAGAGUACUAUCAUACGAAACUAGAGCAAAAGGAUUGGAUGAGAGUACUGGAUAAAAUCAAAAAGGAUCUUCAAAUUGUGGCAUCUUCAGAUUUAAGUUUUGACAAGAAAUGCAAAAGAAAAGCUCAAAGCAUUCUUGACUGCUAG
This is a messenger RNA of Racocetra persica, 194 nucleotides long. NCBI's taxonomy places the organism in Eukaryota, Fungi, Glomeromycota, Glomeromycetes, Diversisporales, Gigasporaceae. The record is from the annotation of a GenBank genome assembly.